Patiria miniata (bat star) is the source of this 885-nucleotide messenger RNA. RefSeq lists its product as uncharacterized. The record is from RefSeq and is a predicted model, not a curated record. The coding region runs from base 35 to 649 and encodes 204 amino acids. Lineage: Eukaryota; Metazoa; Echinodermata; Asteroidea; Valvatida; Asterinidae. The transcript has 4 exons.
UAUGUGUAGGAUUUUUUUUUGAACAAGAAACUUUAUGGCCGAGGAACAGUGGUCGAGACUGAAUGCCGACCCAAUGUGUCGUGCCAUGCUUACUGAUGAGUUUAUUGACCACAUGGGACCUGCAUACGCAUCAUCUUCACUACAGAUUAUUAUGGCCAGGCAACUCUUUUUUGGGGAGAGCUUUAACGCCGAGGAUGAGUGGCGUCGUUUGGAUGCUUCAGUGAAUGGCGACCCUAUGUGGGGACAAGGGCCCCCAGUACCACACCCGAGUUGGGAAAUCGAUGACAACCAAGAAGACCAACAAGUCUCGGAAGAGGACUCUAUUGAUCUCACGGGGCCUGAAUACGAUGGUGACGAUUCCGUAUUUGACUGGUCAUCACACCCACCAUCACCCCCAGCAGCGGCACGGCCAGAGGCUCCGGAAGCAGUAGCGGCAGCAGAUGAAGACCUUGUACCGAGACCGUACUCCCCUUGCCCCGCUUUUGAUGUAACUUCAGAAGAUCCAAAUAUGGAAGUAAGGGGGCAUUUAUUGUGCUUCGUAGGCUUACAUGUAUAUAAGAAUUGUCUUAUUCCAAUAUGUACAAAAAAACUGCUAUGGUUGCUGCGUCGAUCAUUCAUCACAAAGACAACACAGUUGUCUGAUGGAUGACGCAGAAGACCAUUACUACUCCCACAUCCAUGAAAUCAUUGAGGAUCUUCUCCGAAAUGACAGGGAAGUUCUAAUGUUCCACUGGUUGGAAAAAGUACGAACCAGUGGAUUUUUAAGGGCACAUUAUGUAUUUGAAGAGGCAGCAAUGUCUGCCCUUGUACAAUUUUUAUAUAGCAAGUUGUACGAAAACACAACUCUGCUAGAAUUAAAACAUGAUGUCGUGUAGCCAAAAAACA